AUGACUGUGGUAAGAAAUGUGAAAAAUCAUGCUUUGAGUUUGGUGUUUAAUGGAAGACAAAUUAAAGUAUUGCAUGAUAAUACUAUCACCACUACUUCUACUCCUCCUCCUUCCACUACUACUACUACUACUACUACUACUACUACUACUACUACUACUACUACUACUACUACUACUACUACUACUACUACUACUACUACUACUACUACUACUACUACUACUACUACUACUACUACUACUACUACUACUACUACUACUACUACUACUACUACUACUACUACUAAUCCAAUUGAUUAA
This is a messenger RNA of Schistosoma margrebowiei, 297 nucleotides long. The record is from the annotation of a GenBank genome assembly. Lineage: Eukaryota; Metazoa; Platyhelminthes; Trematoda; Strigeidida; Schistosomatidae.